UAGCCGUGCCGUGGAGUGAGAGGCUCCUCCCUGUUGCUGGUGUUCCCCGUUCACUGGGGCGGGAGCCUCGUCUGCAGGCAGCCCUUCGCGGCUCUCUGGGCCACUCACCCUCUCCCUUUGUGUGUGGCAGGAUGGAGAAACCCAACCAGGGUGUCGGGGGCUCGGGCUGCCCAGCAGGCCCUGUGUGGCUGUGGCUGCUCCACGCGGCCUCGCGUCGGCACCUGCUAAGCCAGGCUAGACCUCCCUGCCCUUGGAUAAACCGCUCUGUAGCCAGGGGUGUCCAGUGCCUGUCAGGGUUGAGCUUAGUGAUCCUCUCUCAAACCACCCCCCCACACAAAGCCUCGCGCUCACCCGGGCUCCAGCCAGACACAGCCUGCCCGAGAGCCGCGCCUCUGCUCUUGGAGGAACGUCAGUGUCUAGAGUGUGGGGUUUGCCCUCCGCUGGCAGAAAGGUGAGGAGAAAGCUCCUCUUUUCUGGGCCCCUCCCUGCCUGUCCCUGGUAAUGCCUCCUGGGUCCUGAGUUUGAGAAAGCAGAGCCUCACCCCAGCAGGUUCUCACAGCCAGAGUGCGGGGGCCCCAGCAGGUUCUCACAGCCAGCCGGCAAGUGCACCUCAGAGUGCGGGGGCCCAGAGUCAGGCCACUCCUUCAAGGCCCCAGGUCGCUUGCUGCCGGUUUUGGCCUGUGAGCUCACUGGCCUCAGUGCCAGGUAAGGACAGCCACCUUCCUGGGAAGAGGAGGUGCCCCGGGUCUGGUGGAUUUCCCACAGGGGCUGUCAGAGGAUGUCCGCAGAGGCAGAGCCCUUGGGGCCUGUGGGCUGGGUUGGGCUGGUGGACGUGGGGUCUGGGACUUCUCCAGAAGCUUACUUCCUGCUGCACGCUUUGCCGACUGUCCUUCCACCUCUGAGUGUCCAUCGGGCCUGUGGGGGCUGCUGCAGGCUCCUGCUCUGUCAGCCCACCUGCUGCUGCGCUGCUCUGGGAGCAAGCUCCCCCAUGGCAUCUGGGACACUCUCCUGUCCUCCCUGUGCUCAGGGCUGGAGAGAGGGCGGUGGGGCUGCAGGCUCCCCGGGCCUUCUGGGCCCAGCCCUGCCACCUGAGCCCACCUCCUCUCACCCUCUCUGGCUCACACUCCCCGGCCUGGAGCUGGGACCUGCCCACAGGCGUCUGAAGACACGUCAGCCUCAGCUGGGGGUAGCCCUUGCUUGGCGCUCUCUGGCCUCCGGGCUGCCUCCUCGCGCCCACUCUGGGCCUGCUCUUCUUCUCAUGAUGUCUUUCCUUUCACCUCCUGCGUUGUCUGACAUCGUCUCUCUCUUCAUAAAUUGUAGCGUUUUAUGUUUUCGUUCAUAGUGUUUUAACCAAACAGUUGUGGCUACUCAUGGUGAGGAAUGACCGCUAAGAGUUUGGGUUCUUUCAAUGCAUUUGGAGGUCACUGCUACACGUUGAUGUUUAGGAGGUUGAGAGGUUUGCCUUUAGGUAAGUUGUGGCCAGGGGGAGUGUCCCAUGGGUAAGUGGUGGCCCCGUAGGGUGACGGAGAGCUAGGGGAGGCGCAAUCAGACUGCAGAAUUGCCCGCAGCCACCGUGAGGGUCAGGAGCAGGCUGGGGACCCAGCCAUGGAGGAAGGCGGCCCAGAAGCGUUUGUCUGAUGUGCACAGCUACACCCUGCCUGGCCACAUGCGGUUCCCUGUUUUCUGUCUGCCGGGUGGUGGCAGAGUCCGGUGGGACCCCAGGUGCCUGUGAUGCAUUGGUUAGACAGGUUCUUGGAGAACAUCAGUGCAGACUCUUGCAUGAGCGGUACUCGCUUCCUCCAGCGUGGGUAGUGACAUGAAGAGGAAGGGUGUUCCUCUCAAACUGGGCAUAGCUGCAGAGCCACAGCCUGUCUCAGACAUUUCUACAAAGCCACUCCAGGAGGCGGGCUGCGCCCGUGUGAGGGCUCUCCCUCGGCACUGCUCACCUUUUGGGGCUGGUCACACAUGGCCCUGGGCCGCUGGGACACGGUGGGUGUGGAGCAGCAUCCCUGGCUUCCACCCACGAAUGCCAGGAGCACCCCCUUCAUUUGUGACCACAAAAAUGUCUCUGGACUUUUCAAGCAUCCCCUCGGGACAGUCAGCCCAACUGAGAAUGGCUACUAUAGAGGAAGGUGUGUCAUUUUGAGAUUCCUUCUAGAGAAACUUAGGAGCCUGGUAGAUGAAGCAGAAAUCUGUCCUCUGAGUGAGUGGCCAUGUCCGGUACUGAGAGUCCCCGUGCCCUGAGCCUGGUGGUGACCAGAGAGGCUGGGCAGAGGCAGAGGUCAGAACUGGCCGUGACUUCUGGAAGUCCCGUCUGCCCUGGUCACUUAAAGGCCAGUAUAAGUCAGCUGUGGAGAGGGCUGGAUACCCCCUCGACAGCUCCUCCCUGGGUGAGAUCCUUAGCGUUAGCGUCCCCCGCGGUGCACCCUCUGAGAGACCACGGGCCCCCCCCCAGCGGCUGCCUGGGACAGGCACAGGAGCCACCUGGGUGCCUCUGAGGCCUUGCCCUUUCCUACACCUCAAGGAGGGCCAGGGGCCACAGGCAAGCUCUGCCACAGGGGGUGAUCAGGUCAGCUAAGAGGAGAACGUGUAGGGCUCUUUUUCUCAGGCUGGUUCAGUAUCUUCGUUAGGAAAGACCAUCGGAAAGAAUGUUUGUUUCGCAUUCCGUAUUGGUCACAUAGAAUGUGCUUCUCCCCAGUGAGCUUCCUGAGGUGGACAGCUGGUUGCCGUUCCUCAUAGUCUGGGCUGCCCCCACCCUCCAGAAUAUCUUGGUGGCGUCCCAUUCUGUGAGAAGGGGAUUGUGGUUUCUUCGUGCUUGCGCUGGUGUUCAGGGCUGACCUCUGGUCCAGUCAAGCCGCAGGGUCAGCACCUUCUGGUCACUCCCUGGCCCUGACCUGAGCCCAGGGAGAGGAACACGGGGCAGGCACAGGUGGGCCCAGCCUCGAGCUCUUCAGCACAGUGAUGGUGACGGGGCAGCGGUGGCGGCACGGCCAACCCUUCUUGGGUCCCCAGUCAGAGCCCUCUGCCCUACCUGGGCUGGACUUGUUUCUGAACAGCCACAAGCCACAGGGGGCUGCCUCUGUGUCUCCGGCGAGGCGCUGGCCCAUUACAAGCAAUUGUCUGGGGGGGGCACCAGUGGAAAGCCCCGUUCCAAGCCAUUUCAGGAGGGUGGCACUGCUUCUGAGGAGCCAGAGUCAGCGGCCGGAUGAGUAGAGCCACUCAGGAGUGGUGAGGCCCGCAAGGGUUAGCCCGGCAGGCGGCAGAGGAGCUCUGGCCCGCAGGGUGUUGAGCCAGGCAAAGUAUUGGUGCGCGGGGCCUCGGGCAGCCACACCAGAGCCACAGGCCAGGGACCUGCAGUGACUCGCUCUCCCUCCUCCCUGUGUUUGGCCUUAGUGUCCACAGGAUGAAAUGUCCGAGUCAGGCCAGUCCUCGGCAGCCGCCACACCCAGCACUACAGGCACCAAGUCCAACACGCCCACAUCCUCCGUGCCCUCAGCCGCCGUCACACCCCUCAAUGAGAGCCUGCAGCCCCUGGGGGACUAUGGCGUGGGCUCCAAAAACAGCAAGCGUGCCCGGGAGAAGCGCGACAGCCGCAACAUGGAAGUCCAGGUCACCCAGGAGAUGCGCAACGUCAGUAUAGGCAUGGGCAGCAGUGACGAGUGGUCUGAUGUUCAGGACAUUAUUGACUCCACGCCAGAGCUGGACAUGUGUCCAGAGACCCGCCUGGACCGCACAGGAAGCAGCCCAACCCAGGGCAUCGUGAACAAAGCUUUCGGCAUCAACACGGACUCCCUGUACCACGAGCUGUCGACGGCAGGCUCUGAGGUCAUCGGGGAUGUGGACGAAGGGGCUGACCUCCUAGGGGAGUUCUCAGUGCGCGAUGAUUUCUUUGGAAUGGGCAAAGAAGUGGGGAAUCUGCUACUGGAAAACUCACAGCUUCUGGAAACCAAAAACGCCUUGAACGUGGUGAAGAACGACCUGAUUGCCAAGGUCGACCAGCUGUCUGGGGAGCAGGAGGUGCUGAGGGGUGAGCUGGAGGCUGCCAAGCAGGCCAAAGUCAAGCUGGAAAACCGUAUCAAGGAGCUGGAAGAGGAACUGAAAAGAGUGAAGUCUGAGGCCAUCAUUGCCCGCCGUGAACCCAAAGAAGAGGCGGAGGAUGUAAGCAGCUAUCUCUGUACAGAAUCGGACAAAAUCCCCAUGGCCCAGCGCCGCCGCUUCACGCGGGUGGAGAUGGCCCGUGUGCUCAUGGAGCGGAACCAGUACAAGGAGCGGCUGAUGGAGCUGCAGGAGGCUGUGCGGUGGACGGAGAUGAUCAGAGCGUCCCGAGAGCACCCAUCCGUCCAGGAGAAGAAGAAGUCGACCAUCUGGCAGUUCUUCAGCCGCCUCUUCAGCUCCUCCUCCAGCCCCCCUCCGGCCAAGCGCCCCUACCCCUCGGUGAACAUCCACUACAAGUCACCCACCACGGCCGGCUUCAGCCAGCGCCGCAGCCACGCCAUGUGCCCGAUCUCGGCGGGCAGCCGGACCCUGGAAUUCUUCCCUGACGACGACUGCACGUCCUCCGCCCGUCGAGAGCAGAAGCGUGAGCAGUACCGCCAGGUGCGUGAGCACGUGCGUAACGACGACGGCCGUCUGCAGGCCUGCGGCUGGAGCCUGCCUGCCAAGUACAAGCAGCUGAGUCCCAACGGGGGCCAGGAGGACACGCGGAUGAAGAACGUGCCGGUGCCCGUGUACUGCCGCCCUCUGGUGGAGAAGGACCCCACCAUGAAGCUGUGGUGUGCCGCGGGCGUCAACCUGAGCGGGUGGAGGCCCAAUGAGGACGUCGCUGGGAAUGGAGUCAAGCCAGUGCCAGGCCGCGACCCCCUGACCUGCGACCGCGAAGGAGACGGCGAGCCCAAGAGCGCCCACGCGUCUCCCGAGAAGAAGAAGGCCAAGGAGCUCCCUGAAAUGGACGCCACCUCCAGCCGGGUGUGGAUUCUGACCAGCACCCUGACUACCAGCAAGGUGGUGAUCAUCGACGCCAACCAGCCGGGCACUGUGGUGGACCAGUUCACCGUCUGCAACGCGCACGUGCUGUGCAUCUCCAGCAUCCCCGCGGCCAGUGACAGCGACUACCCCCCCGGGGAGAUGUUCCUGGACAGCGACGUGAACCCAGAGGACCCGGGCGCGGACGGCGUGCUGGCCGGUAUCACCCUGGUGGGCUGUGCCACCCGCUGCAACGUGCCGCGGAGCAACUGCUCCUCCCGAGGGGACACCCCAGUGCUAGACAAGGGGCAGGGGGAGGUGGCCACCAUCGCCAACGGGAAGGUCAACCCGUCCCAGUCCACAGAGGAGGCCACAGAGGCCACGGAGGUGCCAGACCCUGGGCCCAGCGAGCCAGAGGCGGCCACGUUGCGGCCCGGGCCUCUCACAGAACACGUCUUCACUGACCCAGCCCCCACCCCAUCCUCUGGCCCCCAGCCUGGCAGUGAGAAUGGGCCAGAGCCUGACAGCAGCAGCACGCAGCCAGAGCCGGAGCCCAACGGGGACCCCACGGGAGCAGGCAGCAGUGCUGCACCCACCAUGUGGCUGGGAGCCCAGAACGGCUGGCUCUAUGUGCACUCGGCUGUGGCCAACUGGAAGAAGUGCCUGCACUCCAUCAAGCUGAAGGAUUCCGUGCUGAGCCUGGUGCAUGUCAAAGGCCGUGUGCUGGUGGCUUUGGCGGACGGGACCCUGGCCAUCUUCCACCGUGGUGAAGAUGGCCAGUGGGAUCUGAGCAACUAUCACCUAAUGGACCUGGGCCACCCACACCACUCCAUCCGCUGCAUGGCUGUUGUGUACGACCGCGUGUGGUGUGGCUACAAGAACAAGGUGCACGUCAUCCAGCCCAAGACCAUGCAGAUUGAGAAGUCAUUUGACGCCCACCCGCGGCGGGAGAGCCAGGUGCGGCAGCUGGCGUGGAUCGGCGAUGGCGUAUGGGUGUCCAUCCGCCUGGACUCCACCCUGCGUCUCUACCACGCACACACGCACCAGCAUCUACAGGACGUGGACAUCGAGCCCUACGUCAGCAAGAUGCUAGGCACUGGCAAGCUGGGUUUCUCCUUCGUACGCAUCACGGCCCUGCUUGUCGCGGGCAGCCGGCUCUGGGUGGGCACCGGCAACGGAGUGGUCAUCUCCAUCCCCCUGACAGAGACUGUGGUCCUGCACCGAGGCCAGCUCUUGGGGCUCCGAGCCAAUAAGACAUCCCCCACCUCUGGGGAGGGCGCCCGUCCCGGGGGCAUCAUCCACGUGUACGGCGAUGACAGCAGUGACAGGGCGGCCAGCAGCUUCAUCCCCUACUGCUCCAUGGCCCAGGCCCAGCUAUGCUUCCAUGGGCACCGCGAUGCCGUGAAGUUCUUUGUCUCGGUGCCAGGGAACGUGCUGGCCACCCUGAACGGGAGCGUGCUGGACAGCCCAGCCGAGGGCCCUGGGCCAGCUGCCCCUGCCUCGGAGGUCGAGGGCCAGAAGCUGCGGAACGUGCUGGUGCUGAGCGGUGGGGAGGGCUACAUCGACUUCCGCAUUGGAGACGGAGAGGACGACGAGACGGAGGAAGGCACAGGGGACGUGAGCCAGGUGAAGCCCGUGCUGUCCAAGGCGGAGCGCAGUCACAUCAUCGUGUGGCAGGUGUCCUACACCCCCGAGUGAAGCUGCUGCCCUGCCUGGCCCGACCUGUACAUAGGACCCCCGACCACCUGACCCCCGCCCGCCCCGCGGGGUAGCCAGCCAGGCGCCGCCGCCCCUCUUCUAACCUCUCAACCUGCAGCUUUCACCUGAGUCUGGCCCCUCCAGCGGGCAGGGAGUGUGGGGAUGCCGAUCAGCUGGGAGGAGGAGGGGAGGGGUGCUUCCACCCGAGGGGAAAAUGCUCUCGGGACAGUUUCCCAGGCAGCUCCUGGCCAGCUUCCAGCCCAGAGUCCUCAAGUCCAGGGCACCUUGGGCCCAGCGCAGGUAGAAUCCAAGGUAGUCCUGGCUUUACCCUGGGCCUCCUACUCCCCAGCACCCCUGGAAGAGGCAGGGGCUCCCCGCCGUCGAGGCUGCCUGCCCUGGGCCCACCUCUGCAUGCUGCUCAUGGGGCCACCCUACCUCCUGGGCCCUCACUCUGCCUAGGGGAGCUGGGCCAGGCACUAGCCUUUGCCCAGGGAGGUGGGCCUCAGGCUGCCCAGGUGCCUGCACCCCAGCCGGCCUUCUCUGGGGCCUCCCCGUCCUCAAGCCUCUAUCCUCUGUCUGUCCCCACCCCAGCUGUCCCCUGCCCAGGGAGCUGGCAUGAAAGCACGAGGCCCGGCUCCCUGGGGCAGCUGCUUGAGAAGAGAGACUGCUACCCCAUCCUGCCCAUGCAGGCAGGCUCUCGCCAGCCCCGUUCUGACCCGUGUGCCCCCCAGGCUCUGCCUGGGCAGAAGACUCACCUUGGAGGAGCGGGCCCUGGAGUCCUGUCCCUCCCAGAAGCCCCCAGGCUGGGAUUUCUCAGGCUGCCAGGGCAGGCCCAGGCCUCUCCGGGAUCAGUCCUAGGACGCAGGCUCAGCCUCAGGUUGAUGGGGGAUGAUGUGUUCCCGGGGCCUGCCUCCUGCACGGGGCUCCACGGAGCCCAGCUCCCAGACACGCUACUAAGUGCCUAGGGUUGCCCGCUGUGGCCUGCUCCCAGGGAGCAAGAGAGGCCACCAAGCAGAGGCCCGUGGGGCUGAGAAUGGAGCCGCCCCCAGCCGACUCCAAGCCCGUAGAGGGCAGACGCCACCCUUGGACUGCUCUCCCUGCCCAGCUGGGCCUCUCUGGCUACUCCGACCUUCCAGGCCCACUGCACUCCUGUCUGGGAGGCCCUGAUUAGGGCAGCCCAGCCCCCGCGCCCAUCCCCAACCAGAGAAGCACAGAUCUUGGGGAGCUGCCCCACAAGCCCCGCUGGCCACCGAGGGCUGCAGCCGCUGCGCUGCCGGCUUCUCCCCACCACCCUGCCACCUCCACUGUGAUGUAUGUCCGCUCCCUCGUCUGUUCCCCCAGGAUCUCGAAGUGACUCCGGGCUGAGCAGUGGGGCGGCUGGGGGAGGGGUGACGAUUCUCCUCAGGCUUUGGCCCUGCAAGCAAACCCACAUAUCUGCUCUGUAUGUAAUAAACGUCUUAACGUCGUAGCUGCCUGUUCCUGGGCCCAAACCGACA
Nomascus leucogenys (northern white-cheeked gibbon) is the source of this 8156-nucleotide messenger RNA. RefSeq names its product mitogen-activated protein kinase 8 interacting protein 3 (gene MAPK8IP3). Gene Ontology annotation, molecular function: kinesin binding; MAP kinase scaffold activity; JUN kinase binding. The record is from RefSeq and is a predicted model, not a curated record. Bases 3409 to 6660 code for a protein of 1083 amino acids. Gene Ontology annotation, biological process: vesicle-mediated transport. The transcript is spliced from 28 exons. Lineage: Eukaryota; Metazoa; Chordata; Mammalia; Primates; Hylobatidae. Gene Ontology annotation, cellular component: cytoplasm.